AUGUAUCUCCUCGGUGUGCAUUUGGCGGAUCACAAGCUUGUCAGGAUUGCGCUGACAAACUUCUACGGCAUCUCCUACGACACGGCGAACCGGCUCUGCGCGCGACUCUCCUUACACGAUCGCGCUACCGUCUCUUCGCUGACUGAGUCGCAAAUCACCCAGCUUUCCGCAUACCUCUCCUCGCCCGGCUCGAUUCCUGCUCGCAAAGCGCAUCCGACCAUCCUCCCCUCCUCCUCCUCCGACGAGGCUCGACCAUCGAUGGCGGCCAAUUCCACCGCCGACCCGCUGCGUCAGAUCAAAAUCGAGGCCGACCUCAAACGCGUUCUCCACGCCAACAUCAAUCAUCAUCGAAACGUGGGCAGCUACAGGGGAAGAAGACAUGCCAGUCACUUGCCUGUCAGGGGCCAGAGGACCAGUACCAAUGCGAACACUGCUAAGAAGUUGAAUCGGUUGGAGAGGAGAGGGCUGCAUACAGAGGUGCAGAGAAGAGAGGGGGAGACGAGCUUGAUGGAGCUGUUGAGGCCGUUGGCGCGGAUCAGGUUCGCCGAGGAGUAG
Kalmanozyma brasiliensis GHG001 is the source of this 555-nucleotide messenger RNA. Its product is annotated as Ribosomal protein S13. The transcript has 2 exons. The record is from RefSeq and is a predicted model, not a curated record. Lineage: Eukaryota; Fungi; Basidiomycota; Ustilaginomycetes; Ustilaginales. Gene Ontology annotation, molecular function: structural constituent of ribosome; RNA binding. Gene Ontology annotation, biological process: translation. Bases 1 to 555 code for a protein of 184 amino acids. Gene Ontology annotation, cellular component: ribosome; mitochondrion; small ribosomal subunit.